Molecule: messenger RNA, 1014 nt
Organism: Metarhizium robertsii ARSEF 23
Lineage: Eukaryota; Fungi; Ascomycota; Sordariomycetes; Hypocreales; Clavicipitaceae
Exons: 2
Coding region: 1-1014 (337 amino acids)
Source: RefSeq, a predicted model, not a curated record
AUGGAGCACUCGCUAAGCGCCUGGGUCGCUCUGCUCUAUAAUGAAAGCAUGAGACAGUCCUUCAAUGGUCUUUCGUCGGACGAUGAGAAGUCGCUUCUUGACGCCGUGAAGGAUACAUCGGUCAGUACCGAAACGCAACAGCUUAUAAAAAAUAUUUUUAAUCGGGGUAAAAGGGCCAAAAGUCGUCAAGACUAUCUCACAGCCACUAAUUUGGCACAUCUAAUUGAUAUUGAUUAUGAACACUCCAACGGAAGAAAGCGACAACAUGUUGACGAGGAUCAGGUGGAAAGCAGCCCAGCUGCGAUGCGGCAACGCACAGAAGGUCCUGAACUACGAGAUGGAAUAUCAACCACUUCUCCCGCGAGGGGGUUGAACGAUCCAGCAUCGGCUAAUUCGACUGAGGCUAGGGAGCAAUUGAGGCCUUCAAGUCCAGCUCAUGUGAAUUUCUUCCCUUGGACGUGGCCACUGGGUGAACUACUCACAGAUCCGAACACACUUUACCUCGAAGACGUCUUUGUACCCAGAAUGUGUGACCUUAUUGUCAAAACAAAUGGUUAUGCAUCCGUGACGAUACACCACGCACCGAAUGCUGCAGAUUCUUCUCUUACGAUUGAGAUUUAUAGAAGGUUUAUUCCCUACCUUGCUGCCAAGGUGUUCAGCCUUACGAUGGUAGACAGACAGCCGGGGUGGACUGCGCUGUCCGGGAAUGGCGAUGGGCCUGACAUAGAAGUCGACGGUGAAAAUAGUUACACGAUUAGACGUGCGCGCGAAGCCGACAUUAGGGAAUAUAUUGGUGAACCAAUCUACUCUAUCGCCGGAAGCGGGUCGCGUCCACCAGUCGAUAGUGCACGGAGAUUCACUCGAUUGCUUACCUUAACGCUUUCUGGUGUUGCGAACUCGAAUGGAUUUCUAAAAUUACAGGCGCUACCUGACAAACUAUACACCAUCCAGGUGAAGCUCUGGCCGGAACUGAGGAUGUUCUUCCAGGAAGCGGGUAGCUAUGGGUCCAUUUGA